AUGUCUGCAACCCUGCUCCACCGCACCAGCACGCUGGGCAAGCUGAUUGCCGCCAGCGGCGUACGCGCAGACAGCCUCUUCGCCGCGGAUAAGGAGCUCUCGGUGCCGCUGUCCAAGUCUGAGGCGUGCUGCCUCUUCUGGGUGGCGGGCAGCAGCCUCCAGGCGGCCGAGGCCCAGGUGCUGCGCAGGCUGCACUCCGAGGUGGCGGAGUGCGUGCACUGCGCCGGCGGGAGGACGCUCGAGGACAACGCCACCUCGGGCCUCGUGCGGCUCGAACGGUGUGGGCGCGAGGGCGGCAUGAGCGCUGAGGACGCGGCCGUGCGCCUGGGGCAGCUGCUGUGCCGCUGGGCGCGGCAGCAGAGCCCGUCCGUGCGCCUGCGCGCGGCCGUGCACGUCGGCGAGCUGCAGUCCUUCGAGCUGCCGGCCAGCGGGCGCCGCGUGCACCUGGGCCCUGCGGUGGACCUGUGCCGGUGCCUGGCGCUCGGGGCCGAGCGCAGCAGCGAGGUGCACCUGUCCGCCAGGGCGCGCGCGGGGCUGGCGGCGCUGGGCGGCGAGCGCCUGCGCCUCUCGCGCAGGGGCGGCUCCUACUACGCAGAGGCGGGGGUGCCCGAGGAGGCGCGCAAGGGGUGGACUCUGGCCGAGCUGGUGGCGGACGAAUUCGCCGCCCACGCCGCGCCCGAGAAGACGACCCAGACCGAUGCGCUGGACAGCCCUGGGGAAGGCAUCUCGGGGAUGUUGUUCCGCGAUUUCCGGCGCUACCUGCAGGGCCACGGCGUCGACGUCGACAAGUUCGGCAAGGGCGACGCGAAGAGCCUCCGGGACUUCUACAACGACGUCGCGAUCGAGCAGGACUCCUGCCUGGAGGUGGUGGGCGACGUGCUGCGGAGAUUCAAGGAGGUGAUCCGGAUCCAGCUGCUGACCCGUGGCGAAGACAACCGGCUCCGUGAGCUGAGGAUCCAUUCCCAGAGGAGGGCCAAUGGCAGCUUCAGGCAGCGGGAUGAGAAGCUCGUGGCGGUUCUCAGGGCCCACGAGGGGCAACGUUGGAAGGAAGCGCUGCCACAGUUCUUCGAGGAUAAGUUCGGCCUGAGCAAGACGGAUCAGACUGCCUGUCUCUCUGUGGACUGCGACAGCUACAAGUACGUGGAGGAGGAGCAGCCCUCUGGGACGGUCCCGUGCAUCCUCACCACCUACCGGGUGCACAGCGUGGUGGUGAACGUGAAAGACCAGGCGAUGGCUUCUGCACCGACAAGCUGA
Molecule: messenger RNA, 1254 nt
Organism: Prorocentrum cordatum
Lineage: Eukaryota; Dinophyceae; Prorocentrales; Prorocentraceae
Source: the annotation of a GenBank genome assembly